UGAUCGGGAAUCUGUUGGUUCGGUCUGAUCGGGAAUCUGUUGGUUCGGUCUGUCAGAUCCAAUAUGGCGGCCUCCUCAGCUUCACGUGAACUAUUCACGGAGGGAGUCCGAGCGGUUCUGAGCAGCUGGCCGGUUCUCCAGAUCGCUGUGGAUAAUGGGUUUGGAGGCGUGUAUGGGCAGCAGAAAGCUGAUUGGAUGGUGGAUGUGGUCCAACAGUAUUUCCAUGACAAUGCUGACUUGCAGCAGUACGAGGUCGAGGACUUCAUUGCUCAACUGAUGGAUCAGGAGUUUGACACAGUGGUGGAUGAUGGGAGUUUACCUCAGGUGUCGGUCAGUUUGCUGCAGGUGUUCACUCAGUGGCAGCAGGGAGCGCUGCAGCAGCUCAAACACACCAUCAGCUCUCUGACACAGAAGACGAGUCAGAGGGCAAAGGUCACGGCUCCGCCCGCACAGUCUGACGACAGCGAUGAUGACACACAGGCGAUGGAGUGUGAAUCUUCCAGUCCAUCAGUCAGCAGGACAGAUCCUCCUCCUCAGGAUGAAGAGGAUGGGUGGACGGUGGUUCGUAAGAAGAAGUGAAGAGGAGGAUGAAGAGCAGUAUGAACUGUUGAAGCAGCUGACCUUUGACCUUCAGGAUGGGACUGUGUGUGUUUUUAUAUUAAAACUGUUCAAGAUGC
Messenger RNA from Dicentrarchus labrax (European seabass), 677 nucleotides. It is a transcript of the gene tsr2, whose product is annotated as TSR2 ribosome maturation factor. NCBI's taxonomy places the organism in Eukaryota, Metazoa, Chordata, Actinopteri, Moronidae. Gene Ontology annotation, biological process: maturation of SSU-rRNA from tricistronic rRNA transcript (SSU-rRNA, 5.8S rRNA, LSU-rRNA). The transcript has 5 exons. Gene Ontology annotation, cellular component: nucleus. Bases 64 to 579 code for a protein of 171 amino acids. The record is from RefSeq and is a predicted model, not a curated record.